UUUUAAAAUGACGAAACUACCCUCAGGGUACAAGACCCGUUUAAAAGACUAUGAUGGCGAGUUGCAGGAAAUCUGAACUGUAACCGCUGCUUCUGAUCUGAGCGAGUUGUUUCUGUGUUCGCCAUUGCUGAACUUGCAACGAGAAGGCCAUGGCGGGGUCCGGGAGUUCCAUGCUGUAUUCCUUUCUUCUAUUCACGGUUAUUCUCUCGCUUCAAGAAAUGUACCGCGGGAAACUAGCAUCUUCAGAAUUAUACACUAUACUUGGAGGUUUCAUCAGCUCUCUCCUAUUUCUUGUGCUCCUAACUUUCAUUGGAAAUUUUCAGGAAACAAUUGGCGUAAGAACUGGUUGGGGCGCUGUCAUAGUAGCAGAAGUAGUUGCUCUGAUUGCUGCAAGCACUGUCCAUCGAGUUUGCAUCACUACAUGUUUCCUGUUCUCGGCUGGAUUGCUGUACGAGGUUAACAAGCUCUCUGGGUCAGCGCUUUCAACAAGUGACUCCAGAACUAAAAGGCAAAGUGGGCGAGCGUAAUCCUAUUUGUGCUUACUGUCAAAGUAUCUUUAGAGAAUUUUCGGUAGUAGCAUUAGUUUUUCAACCCUAGUAGCUCAACUACAAGAAAAGUAUGUUUUAUAAUUAUCUGACUUAUUUUACAGUUACAAUGAUAUGAUUUGAAAGAUGUGCAUCAUGCUAUAAACCAAUCAGUCAUUUUUUUCUCACGGUGAUCUUGUUUACUUCAUCAAAUAAUGAAU
Gastrolobium bilobum is the source of this 745-nucleotide messenger RNA. RefSeq lists its product as uncharacterized. The record is from RefSeq and is a predicted model, not a curated record. The transcript is spliced from 5 exons. NCBI's taxonomy places the organism in Eukaryota, Viridiplantae, Streptophyta, Magnoliopsida, Fabales, Fabaceae. The coding region runs from base 150 to 527 and encodes 125 amino acids.